Misgurnus anguillicaudatus (oriental weatherfish) is the source of this 6474-nucleotide messenger RNA. The record is from RefSeq and is a predicted model, not a curated record. NCBI's taxonomy places the organism in Eukaryota, Metazoa, Chordata, Actinopteri, Cypriniformes, Cobitidae.
AGUUCUCUGGGAAGGAUGGACUGUAGCAUUGAAUCAAUUACAGGUUGCUAUUGCAGAGGCGCAUUUGUGUGAGCGGCGUGGAGCAGGACGGAGGAGCGCAGCACAAGGGAGAGGAUUACUACUGCUUUUCCGAGAGUGGUUGAAGCAUUUUAGAAGAGCUUUGGUCAUUCAUUUUGGUUGUUCUUUUAUUAAGAGCAAAAAACAAAAGGAUUUUAAAAGCUGCGCGCAGUUUAAGUGACAAUGGGAAUUCUGGAGACACAUCUCGUUCUUGGGAUUGUCUUGCUAGGAGUAUUCUCAGAUGUUACACAGUCUUUGCCGACUUUGAGUUCAGAGAAUACAGAAUUCAUACUGAAACCUCACUCGCAAUUCAACAUCACUUGCUUUGGAGAGAGGACGGUUACCUGGGUUGAGCCAUUACCCAACAAUGUGAAUGUGCGGUCCGGAUUAAAUCACAGUACACUGACGAUCACUGAUGCUGAGAUCGAUAACACUCGUGAUUACAUCUGCUCAUAUGAGGAUGACCCUGACAGCAUCGUUGAUAUCUACAUUUUUGUAGAAGAUCCUGAGGUGCCAUUUGUGCCCGAUUCCUCUGUUGAGACAGACGGCAAUGAUACAAUCAUCCCCUGCCGCACUACAAACCCGCAUUUAGAUGUGAUACUUAAAAACCUGCAAAGUGGUCGUGAGGUUUAUGCUCUUUAUGACCACAAAAUUGGGUUUAUGGGAAUAUUCGCAUUAGGUCCCUAUGCUUGUGAGACGAAAGUCAAUGGCAAAGCAGUGCAGAGCAUCGUUUACAAUUUGGCAAAUAAGACAGACUUCAGCAUUAAGUUAAGGGCCAAUAUGGAGUCGUUGUCAGAAGGAGAAACUUUAAAUCUCACCUGUGAGAUUCCACCUGGAACUGCUUUCUACCAACAGUGGGUGCAUCCAAAAACACAGGCCAAAGAGGCAGUGAUAAUAAAGGCAGAUUUCCCAGACAAGGUGCAGUACAUCCUCAACAUCCCAAAAGCCUCUGUGGCAGACACUGUCUAUCAGUGUGCUGUUACUAACAAACUCACUGAACAAAUCAAGUCUGAAACCCUGGGUAUCGUAGUCCACGAUAGCUCAUUUGUGGAAAUUAUACCCAACGGUCUUGGGCCACAUGAGACUGCCUCACUUCUGGAUGACAAAGAGUUUACUAUUUUCAUCGACUCUGACCGUGAGCCAGAGGUCACGUGGUUCAAAGACGGGCAAGAGUUGGAUAACAGAUACACCUCAACCAAGACCACUCAUCUGGAAGGUCUCAGGUAUGAGAAUAUUCUGGUUCUCCGUCAUCCAACAGAGGAGGACAGUGGAACCUAUGAGAUUGUCGCAUCUAUUGGCUCCAAGAGAUCAGUGUUUUCAUUCAAACUGUUGGUUGAAGCUUUAACCCCAGUGUUGCCAUACUCUGUACUGGCACCGGUAUUGUGGCCCCAGAGGGAGACCAUGGAGGUGUCUCUCCACUCCACCUUCAAACUCACAUGUCGAGGCCAGGAAGAGCUCACCUGGCAAAGCCCCACUGAUGUAGAUGAGGAGACCCGGUCUGAAAAGAAAGGACUCUUUGUCUCCACUGUGACUGUUGACGAUGCAACAGCAGCCCACACCGGAGAGUACAUCUGCUCCUACGACUCCAGCGAAGAGGAGAGCACCAUCUACAUUUAUGUGCCAGAUCCAGAUAUGCCGUUUGCGCCAUCCAUGAGCUUGUUUGAAAACCAUGUGCUGUCGAGUCACGAUGAAAUGGAAAUCCCGUGCCGUGUGACGGACCCCAGCACCAGCGUCUCUUUGGUUCAUGUUGAGACCGGUCAAGUUCUGCCCAACGUCUAUGACAGCAAGAGAGGUUUCGUUGGGCUCUUCGGUUCUGGGACGUAUGUCUGCAGGGCUCUUAUUAAUGGACAGCAGAUUGACAGUAUGGAGUAUAUAGUUCAUGGCUGGAUAGGGAGCUCUUCACUGAAGGUUGAUGUGAAGGCAGAAAAGAUGUCUCUGUUGGUGGGUGAAACCAUCAACGUUGACUGUGUUGCCAAAGGCAGUGAGAUGUUAGAGGACCACUGGAAGUAUCCUGGAAGACUGGCGAAUCGUGGGGUAAAGACAGUGAAGGAGAAUAAGAGAGAUCUUGAGAUCCACUAUAGACUGACCGUGGCUGACGCUUCACCAAAAGACAGUGGAGUCUAUGCUUGCUCCAUCACUGACAUUAUGAGCAACGAGAGCCAAACCAGACAGCUAACCAUCACUGUCUAUGAGCGAGAGUUUGUCUCCAUUGAUCCAGUGUUUGGUCCAAUGGAGACCGCUGUGCUGGAUGAGGUGCGAGAGUUUAAGAUAAACAUAGAGUCCUUCCCUGCCCCCAAGGUUACAUGGUUAAAGGACGGCUUGGUUCUGGGUAACGUCGCUGCGGAGAUCAGCAAUAACGUCCUGAAAACCGGCGAGACCAGUUAUCAGGGCGUAUUGACAUUGAUCAGGGCUAAAUCGGAAGACAGUGGGAACUACACCAUCACGGCAAAAACGGGCGACCUGACUACCAGCCACAGUUUCUACCUUCAGGUUAAAGUUCCUCCUGUGAUUGUGGACCUGAUGGAUAUCCACCAUGGCCCAGUUGCGGGUCAGGCGGUGGUGUGUACUGCUCGCGGCACCCCAGUCCCUGAAGUCGACUGGUAUAUCUGCAAAGAAAUUAAACAAUGUGCCAACGAUUCCUCUCAGUGGUUACCACUUCAGUUAAACUCCACAGACAUCACGGAAGAAUUGCACAUGGAUGAAGACGACAACAUCGCGAGCCAGGUCGUGUUCGGCCAUCUCGAAAGCACGGUUGCCGUACGCUGCCUGGCCAGGAACGACAUGGGUGUCGUUUCGCGUGAAGUAAAGCUUGUAUCAAGCGGUCCACACUCGGAGCUCACUGUGGCCGCUGCUGUUCUGGUGCUGCUGGUCAUUGUCAUCAUCUCACUCAUUGUGCUGGUCAUUAUCUGGAAACAGAAACCACGUUAUGAGAUCAGAUGGCGCGUGAUCGAGUCUGUCAGUCCCGAUGGUCACGAGUAUAUCUACGUGGAUCCCAUGCAGCUUCCAUAUGACUCCCGCUGGGAGUUCCCCAGAGAUGGUCUUGUUCUUGGUCGUGUCCUCGGUUCAGGUGCAUUUGGGAAGGUGGUGGAAGGCACCGCUUAUGGACUGAGUCGCUCUCAACCUGUUAUGAAAGUGGCUGUAAAAAUGCUUAAACCAACUGCACGUUCCAGUGAAAAACAGGCGCUGAUGUCCGAGCUGAAAAUCAUGACCCAUCUGGGCCCUCACCUAAAUAUUGUCAACCUGCUGGGAGCAUGCACCAAAUCAGGCCCGAUCUACAUUAUCACAGAGUAUUGCUUCUAUGGAGACCUGGUGAACUACCUGCAUAAGAACAGGGAUGGAUUUCUCAGCCGCCACACAGAAAAGGGCAAAAAAGAUCUAGACAUCUUUGGCAUCAACCCAGCCGAUGAAAGCAGCAGGAGCUACGUCAUCUUGUCGUUCGAGGGAAAAGGCGAUUACAUGGACAUGAAACAGGCAGACACCAUGCAGUACGUCCCCAUGUCGGAAAUGAGCGAAGCCUCGAAAUACUCUUCCAUUCAGAGAUCAGAUUAUGACCAUCCACCAUCUCACAGCAGUUUUAAUGACAGUGAAGUUGAGAACCUUCUGUCAGAUGACACCAAUGAAGGUCUGACCACCUUGGAUCUUCUCAGUUUCACCUAUCAGGUGGCUCGAGGGAUGGAGUUCCUGGCGUCUAAGAAUUGUGUACAUAGAGACUUGGCUGCACGCAAUGUCCUGCUAUCUCAAGGCAAGAUAGUGAAGAUAUGUGACUUUGGGUUGGCCAGAGACAUCAUGCACGAUAACAAUUACGUCUCCAAAGGAAGUACCUUCCUUCCAGUAAAGUGGAUGGCUCCAGAGAGUAUAUUUGAUAACCUGUAUACUACACUGAGUGAUGUCUGGUCUUAUGGCAUCUUAUUGUGGGAGAUCUUCUCUCUUGGAGGGACUCCUUAUCCAGGUAUGGUUGUGGAUUCCAGCUUCUACAACAAGAUCAAAAGUGGAUACCGAAUGACAAAACCCGAGCAAGCGUCCAAUAAUGUCUAUGAGCUUAUGAUGAAGUGCUGGAACAGUGAACCAGAGAAGAGACCGUCCUUCCACAACCUGAGUGAGACAGUGGCCUCACUGCUGCCCUCUGGAUAUAAGAGAUCCUAUGAACGUGUGAAUCGUGACUUCCUAAAGAGCGACCACCCUGCCGUGACCCGAGUGCAAUGCGUUGACAAUGAUGAUGAGUACAUGGGCGUGCUUUACAAGAACCAGGGCAAACUAAAAGAUCGCGAGAGUGGCUUUGAUGAACAGAGGCUCAGCUCGGACAGCGGUUACAUUAUUCCUUUGCCGGACCUCGACCCGUCAUCAGAUGAAGACUACGGCAAGAGGAAUCGCCACAGCUCUCAGACAUCAGAUGAAAGCGCAAUAGAGACGGGCUCCAGCAGCUCUAUGACCAAGCGUGAGGGAGAGACUCUGGAGGACAUCACCUUGCUGGACGAGAUGUGCUUGGACUCAGGAGACCUCGUGGAGGACAGUUUCCUGUAAAAGAAAGCUGACAAUCUGAGACAAUCACAGACAAAAGCUGCCGUUUUCCCGCAGCCUCCAUUUCAUUCCAAGUCGACUGAUCUCUUUAUGCAUCCAUCAUCACUCUUUUAUUCUUCACGAGCCUUCUGAAACGAUAAACUUCGCUGCAUGAAUGUCAAUGAGCCUAUCCAGGUUUUAUGGAUUAGACACCGCCCUCUUAAGGUCUGGAGGAACCAGCAAUGUAGCACAAGACUUUAUGAGCACUCUUGAUGGACUCAAAUGAAGCUAAGACCAAUGAGGAGGGGAAGGGGAGUAAAUAGUUGUUUCUGUGUAUCAUUUUUGUAUGUUUGAAAUAUGUGUGUAUGUGUGAGAGUGGUUUGAAUGAAACUUUGUUGCGAUGGGCAUUCCGAUCAGCAAUAUAAGCACAUCAUUGUAAUCAUAUCAAAGAGCCUCAGUCCACUGCUACCUUCCAGAUGAGUCCAUAAAACAACCACUACAGACAUUUACUACACUAGAGAUGGUUCUAACCAGCUGGACAACUGGGACAAACAUGGCAUAUAGGUUGGAUCUCUUCUGUUAUUUGCCUCACUAUCACAAUUUUGAAGGAUAUGUAUCGUAAGGAGCAGCAAUAAACCGCUGAACUACAUAUAGGUUUAAUGUAACUGUUCGUAUAUCGUCGAUGUCGGAAAAAGUGUGACUGUUUGAAUUUUAUUUUUUUACCAUUUGGAUAUAUUUUUGUGAAUAUUGGGUUGGGGAAAAUGAUGUACUCAUAAAUGAAGUAAAUGGCAAGUGUGUUUUGACCUGCGAGUCGCAUGUGUGACUUCAACUUUUAGAUGUUGAUACAAUGUUAUUUAUGUCAUCAUAAUGUCUGGCCAAAGGUUUUACCUAACUGUGCAUAAGGUAUCGAUCAUUUUCUAAGCUAUGCCAACGUUACAUUCGUACAGCAAUAUAUUAUCCUGUGAAAACGACUUGGGCAAAAAGUCUUAAUACCAUCACCAUCCUUAAUAUAAUGGCUAGAAUAAGCUGAUUUUAUUACAUAAUUUAGGCCGACAUAAUCAAUAUCAUUUGCAAUAUCAAUUCACUGUCAUUUUUUUUUGUGCUCUUACCUGCUUUUCAGAGCUUGUAGUAAUACUGAGAUACAAACAAGGGAAAGACUUUUUAAGAUUCAGUGAAAUUAGCUAUUAGUUAACUAUGCAAGCGCCAUUGGCCUAAGUAAUGUUUUAUUUGAUUUUACUGGUUUAUGUUUGUGUUUUAUUCUCUCCCAACGUGUGGUGUAAGUUGCAUUUUCCUGUUAAUUGGAUUUUAUAUAAUGUCCUAGCAUGCUAUGGGCCUGUGAAAAUUUAUGUCAACCCAAAGCAAGGCAACUAAAAACCACAUUGUAAAUUUACACAAAAACCUACAACCUAAAUGCCUGCAUUUCAGCCAAAUCCUGUACUCUUGAAGCAUCAUUUAAGUUUUUCCUUUUUUUAUUUUGAUGUUAUACAUCACUGUUCAUUGUAAAUGUGUAUCAUUGUAUAUCAUAAAUUCAGCAUAUCACUGCCUGUAUCCCCCUCCCCAUCUUCACCCUCUGCUGUGGUCUAUUCCACGACCGGAGGAGAUAAAAAAAAACUAUUGCACUUUUAAAAAUUCUUCUUUUAAAUGUUUUAUUAGUUUCUUAGUUCUGCUUUUUUGUUGUCUGUAGACAUGGAAAGUUUGUCUGUGCUAAAAAAGGGUAAAGAUAUAAUUUUAAAGAGACAGUAGAGUGAAUGUUUGUGGAAGAGAUAAACAGACGGGAGAGGUAUGAAGUAUAUUCUAUGGUACAAUAUGUGUAAUAGGCAGUUAUUCCUUUUAACAGAUGUUAUCCUUUUGCUAUAAAAUGCAUUAUGUCUAUGUACAUUCAGAAGAUUUAUAAUUCAAUAAAUGAGAUUGAAUAAUGUA